CAUGGGUCUGAAAACCGAAAACUUGAAUAUUUUAUUUGUUUAUUUAAAAGCGCACUGCAACACGUGCCACUUUGUCUAAAAAUAAAGAAAUAAAGAAAUAAGAGUUUGUAAAAGCAAGUUGACCGCAAGGCGUUGCCGUUUUAAGCUCCUCCCAUCGCAGUAGGUAAAGACACUGGGCGUUUGGAGUAUAAUUACCUUGUUUAGAAGCAUGCAGGGAUAGGAUAUAGCGGCUUGUAUCUUUUUUUGGUGGAGUUUUUAGUGUCUUUUUACUCAAAUAAAAAAAAAAAUAGAACAUGAACGUAUAAUACGCCAGAAGAAACGCUUAAGUGAUUUCCCCACAUGGUUAGAGUAAAGCAGCGUUAUAAUUUAUGUUAUACUCGUGAGUGCAACUCAAACUCAAUUUCCCCCGAGGGAAUAACGUUGCUUGUCUGGAGUGGUACUGUGGAUUUCAGAAUGAAGAGUAACCUCCGCUGAACGUAAAUGAAACGUGAUACAACCGGAGGGACCGGUGAACCAGUUCUAAACACGGAGAAGGAUACACAACAAACAUGUUUUGGUUCUUCCCACUGAAGAAACUGAAGAAACAUUUCAAAUUCGUCUUUUUUGGAAUCGUGCUGGUGCUGGGGUUGUUAGCUGCAUAUCUGGAGUCCACGGCGACCGCUGCUGGGAACCCACACACCCGAACAAAAUCCCUAAGGGCCUGGAGGAAAGUGAAAGACAGCACAGUGCGGAGACCCGGCCAGCCAGAGCUCGGAGACGCCACCCAGGCUCUAGUGUUUGGGAAUGGGAACCCUGUGCUUCUGAUGAAAGUCCAGUCAGACCAGCAGCACAGAGAGGAGAACGAGGAGCCGCACACUGCCCAGUGGAAGAACCUGGAGCAGAGAUGGAGUCCUGAGUUCAGAGGUCAAGCUAAUUUGCACAUCUUUGAAGACUGGUGUGGCAGCUCUGUGGAGCAGCUCAGAAAGAACCUGCACUUCCCUUUGUAUCCCCAUAAACGUACGACGGUGAGAAAGCUGGCUGUGGCUCCGAGGUGGACGGACUAUGGAUUGAGGAUAUUCGGCUACAUCCAUCCCUAUAAGGAGGGGGAGUUCCAGUUUGCCGUGGCCUCGGAUGAUAACUCAGAGUUCUGGCUCAGUAGAAACGAGAAGCCAGAGGAGCUGCAGCUGCUGGCCUUCGUAGGGAAGAGAGGUAGGGAGUGGACGGCCCCUGGGGAGUUUGGAAAAUAUCGAAGUCAGAUCUCUCAGCCUGUACACCUGUCGAUGAAGAGGUACUACUUCGAAGUGCUCCACAAGCAGGACGGAGGAGGCACAGACCAUGUGGAAGUGGCAUGGAGGCUGAGGCAAGCAGGCUCCCAGUUCACACUGAUCUCUUCCAGGUCUCUGUCACUCUACACUAACGAAUCCUCUCUGCUGCUGGAUGAGGUGCUGCACAUCCCCCAGUCCCCUGCCAGUCACCGCAGAGCCGUCUGGCACUCCACUCACACCGCGGAGAUGCUAAAGCCAGACCCACGGGACUCCUUCCACCUGCUCCCUUUCAUUAAAGAGUCCCACCUGGAGCAAGUCCUCCCUGACUGUAUCUACAGCCCCAGCUACCUCCUGAGUCCGGGCUCCCCGCUGAUGCGCUACCAAGGGUUGCACUUUGUGCAUCUGUCAUACGUUUACCCAAACGACUACACCAGACUCACACACAUGGAGGCUGAAAACAAGUGCUUCUAUCACGGGGACGGCUAUCAUUCAGACAGAUCAGGAUUUUCCAGAUUCAUGAGGAUGGAUCCUCCAAUGCGUCCAAAGCAGCGGAGAGUGAGCUGGCCGGGCUGGGAGGGCCCAGGAGGAAUCCUGCCGGACUCAGAGGAGCAGCUGUUUGAAUAUGUAGAUCAGGAGGUCCUGGAGAGGUUGGAGAGGGAAAGAGAGGGGGAGAGGAUUCAGGGCCAGGAUGUGAAGCAGGGGGAGCUAGAAAGGGAGAGAGGGGGGGAGAGGCAGAGUCUGGGGCUUGGGCAGAGGAUUCAGGGCCAGCGUGAAAAGGAGGCGGAGCUGGAGAGGCAGAGGAAGGGAGAGAGACAGGUGGAGGUGGAAAAGCAAGAACAGAAGGCAGUGAGGCCAAGGCAGAGGACAAGGGUGAGGCAGGGGGAGGGGGUGAGGAGGAGAGGUGGUGUGAAGCAGAGAGAGGGGGUGCAGGAGGCAGUGAAAGAGGAGAGACUCAAGUCAGUGAAGCAUGUGGAUUACGGAGAUGAUUUUGAUGACUACACCUCCAAGCGCAGGAGUAAGCUCCACUCUGUGAGGGGAGAGGGGGUCCCAACCCAAAACAAGCGUCGCAGGAGAACAGCAGCAGCACCAGGGGUGAAACCCACCCCGAUUCCUGUAAAUCUGAGGCUCAAGUACAAGGAUCUCGCUCCCACAGCCAGGGCGCGCAGUCUGCAGACCGGGCAGAAGAUGGUAAAGAGAGGGGCCGCUGGAAAGCACCAGGAGAUUCUCCUGCUGCAGGGGGACUGGGAGCAGGAGGAUUACAGGAAUGAGCUGUUUAUCAACCCGGCUUUCUACGACCAGGCUGUGGACUGGGAGCAGACCUUCGAUGUGAAGAAACUGGACUUCGCCGGCCAACGCUCGGACUGGAUGGACCUGCACUGCAACGUGUCCGGGAACCUGGUCCUGAGCGAGACUGAGGCCCUGGGGGUGGUGCGGAGCUACAUGGAGAAGCUGAACGCCAGGAACAAGGGGCUCUACUCUCUGAAGCGUGUUGUGAAUGUGGAGAAGCGCCUCGACGCAGUCCAGGGCAGCCGCUACCUGCUGGAUUUGGAGCUGCUGGAGGGUGGGGCACGGAUGGUGCGCCUCUCGCAGUUCGUCUUUGCUUUGAACCCCCUGCCCCUGGCCCGUGGGGGCUCCCCUCGGCUCCGCCCCCACCCCAACCCCCCGCCCCCCAGAGAGCCGCUGCUAUGCCGGCCGCUGGGACUGACCCGCAGGAACGAGGUCAUGGUCCACUUCAUUGUGCCAGUGAAGGACCAGGCUCGCUGGGUGCAGCAGUUCAUCACAGACAUGGAGGAGCUGUACAGAGAGACUGGGGACGAGAACUUCAACGUGAUCAUCACUGACUACAGCAGCACUGACAUGGAUGUGGAGAGGGCACUGAGACGAGCAGCACUGCCCAGGUUCCAGUAUGUCAAGCUGGGGGGGAACUUCGAACGCUCUGCGGGCCUCCAGGCGGGCAUCAAUCUCAUCCAGGACAACAGCAGUAUUGUGUUCCUGUGUGAUCUUCACAUCCACUUCCCCGCCUCCAUCCUCGACAGCAUCCGCAAGCACUGUGUGGAGGGCAGGCUGGUCUUCGCCCCCAUUGUCCUACGCAUGGACUGCGGGGCCUCUCCACAGGAGCCAGACGGUUACUGGGAGGUGAAUGGAUUUGGAUUGCUGGGACUCUACAAGUCGGAUCUGGACUCUGUGGGUGGGAUGAACACCAGGGAAUUCCGGGAUCGCUGGGGGGGAGAAGACUGGGAGCUGCUGGACAGGAUUGUACAGGCAGGGCUGGACGUGGAGCGGAUUUACCUGAGAAAGUUCUUCCAUCACUUCCACAGCAAGAGGGGGAUGUGGAACCGGAGAGUACGAUCCUGACUGAGGGAAACCAGACUGAGGAACCCCUCUGAAUGAACUGAGAGCAGAGAGGAGACAACUGUAUGAACCUACACUACUGAAUAACUGAGCUAGGAGAGCAGGCAGCUGUUACUGAAUGAACUGAGAACAGAGAGGGCAUGACUGUAUGAACCUACACUACUGAAUAACUGAGCGAGGAGAGCAGGCAGCUCUUACUGAAUGAACUGAGAGCAGAGAGGACACGACUGUAUGAACCUACACUACUGAAUAACUGAGCAAGGAGAGCAGGCAGCUCUUACUGAAUGAACUGAGAGUGCUUUGAGGUGGGUGUCUCAUUGUUUUCUAUUUAUUUUUUUAUUGUAUUUCGGGGUGCAGUUGUAAAUGCAGAUGAACCUCGAAGCACAGAGGCCUGGUUUCCAAGUGUCUCGUAGUCAGCCUUUGGGAGCUGGCUGCUAUGAGCCAUUUUAGACUGCAGAUUCAACCUUGCAAAAACACAAUGUUGCUCUCAACUCGUCUAUAGAUGGGGUGCACUGGUGGCAGGUGUACUGUUUUGCAGGGGAGUACUGGGAAAACUGGGAGCUGGCAGACCCAGCUGGAGAAUCUGGACUCUGCCUAUUUGACUGAGUUACAGCACAACCUGGAAGCUGAGUGAACACAUUGGACUCUGGUGGAAAUGCAGAAGCCCAGGGUCUUCUCUGGGUCGUUAAGAGGGCUCAGUGUUGCUCAAGGUGAAUACUUGAAAAUGAGGAGAGAUAGGAAGGAGGUGACGGCACAAGAACAUUUAUUUGGGUUCACUUUCUAACUGCUUUGUGAUGGUUGUCGGUCUCUCAGAAGUUUUAUUUUAACAUGAAUGCUCAGAAUUCUGCAGGAGAUUUUGUUGCACCAUCACAGUUUCCUACAUGAACACCGAGGUCCUGUUAAGGUACUGGCACUGUUUACACCUAGAUAUAGACUACAAGUGCAUGCUCCUUUCUAAUGAAUUGUGCUGCUAGUAGUACUGAACUGGGAGCAAGUCUAAUGGGUGUAGAACGGGACAAACUGACUGAAACAAUUGAAGAAACAGCUGCUUGGGUUUGUGUGGAUCGCUGUUCUCUACAGUCUAAGAGAAGCAGUCAUCAUCACGAACCAAAGCAGCUGUUUUUCACGUGUUUGAAAUGCUAAAUAAGCCCACAAUGACCCGCACCUGGUUUCAAUGCAGAGCUUAAUAAUCGAACGAUUGGUUGGUGCAGCGCUACAUGGGUGUCAGUUUCUCAGUGAAUGUGUCGCCCCCGAGAGGAGAGGCUGUUCCCUGCACUUUGCCUGUCCAGAUGACCUCGGCUCUCCAGAGACUGUGCUGUAGCCGUGGACAUAUAUUAAUAUGAUGUGUAACAAAAUAAACACUAUAUAAUAUGUUUUUGUAUUUAAUUUUUUUUAAGAACAGUCAUUUAUGAAAACACUUGAUGUGAAGAUGCACUACUCCCUUUGAUUAAGCACAGGAUAAAGUUAAAAUGGGCGGUUUUUCAAAUGCACAACUAUAGAUUUACUUCCUGUGCACUUGGUUCUCUGCAAAUAGUCCAGCAGCAAUUGGACCACGUGACCCACAGCACAGGAACUGAUCAGUAUUGUGGAAUUCACUAAAUCUGCAUUUCCCAAACUAAAUGGUUAAAUUACAAUAAAAAGACCAAAAAACCAAAAGAUGUUCAGUACAAUGAAAGGGGGCUGUGAUAAUGCAGCUAAAAAAUGUUAAUACAAUUAAUUGAAAAGCCUUGGGUUGUAUGAUCCGCAGUCUCUGCUGAGGUUUAAAGAGAUGUAGCCGAUACAGCCAAGACCUGAAUCUCACAGCAUGGCUGUUUUCUGCAGGAAUCAUCCAUACCUACAGGAACCCAUUUGAAGCAGGCUCUUUGAUUCCCAAAUGUCUGCUCUUUCAGCAGCUUCAUUGCAGUCAAGGGCUGGGUGAGAGGGGAGUGUGGGGGCAGCAGCAGCAUUGCAAUCGGGCUGGGUGAGAGGGGAGUGUUGGGGCAGCAGCUUCAAGGAACAGCACUCAAGUCUCUCAGGUAUAGACCAGCACCUCACACAGCAUGGCUACCUUCUUUUGUUUUGUUUUAAAGAGUGUUUUAGCUCUAAAGAGAUGCUUCAAGAAGUUAUUCUUCUGUAUCAGUGACCUGUUUCUAUGGAUACUUAGUGGCAUUGGGCCAAGUUUUGGUACUUAGGAAUGUAUAAUUUCUGUGAAAAUGGGUAUUUGUGUGCAAUCAUGAUUUGCAUUAAAAUUAAAUGUCAUAUAAACUGA
Acipenser ruthenus (sterlet) is the source of this 5844-nucleotide messenger RNA. It is a transcript of the gene b4galnt3b, whose product is annotated as beta-1,4-N-acetyl-galactosaminyl transferase 3b. Gene Ontology annotation, molecular function: acetylgalactosaminyltransferase activity. The coding region runs from base 549 to 3599 and encodes 1016 amino acids. Gene Ontology annotation, cellular component: Golgi cisterna membrane. Lineage: Eukaryota; Metazoa; Chordata; Actinopteri; Acipenseriformes; Acipenseridae. The transcript has 21 exons. The record is from RefSeq and is a predicted model, not a curated record.